GGCGGAGCGGAGCGAGCGGCUGCACACCGGGGCGGGGGCAAGAGGACCGGCGCGCCCGGCCGCCGUCGCCGCCCGCUUCAGCCGGGUUUUCGGCGGGAGCCUCUACUCCAGAGUGCGCGGUAGCGUGGGCCGUCUGCGGGCCCCAUGUGGUGCCGACAUCACUGACAUGGCGGAAUCCCCGCCGAGCCCUCCUGGCACUCGCUCCAGCUAGCCGGGACUCACCGCCGCGCCUGGCUCGGCCCGCCGCUCCGCACCAGCUCUCCGCCAGGAAGCCCGUUGAGGAAAAUUCUCCAUGAAUGUACGUCACAAUGAUGAUGACCGACCAAAUCCCGCUGGAGCUGCCGCCGCUGCUCAACGGGGAGGUAGCCAUGAUGCCUCACAUCGUCAAUGGUGAUGGAUCACAGCAGGUCUUUUUGGUUCAAGUUAAUCCAGGUGAAACCUUCACAAUAAGGGCUGAGGAUGGAACACUGCAGUGCAUCCAAGGACCAGCAGAGGUUCCCAUGAUGUCACCCAAUGGAUCCAUUCCCCCUAUUCAUGUGCCUCCUGGUUACAUCUCACAGGUGAUAGAAGACAACACCGGCGUGCGGAGGGUGGUGGUUACCCCUCAGUCUCCAGAGUGUUACCCUCCUAGCUAUCCUUCAGCCAUCUCUCCAACCCAUCACUUACCUCCCUACCUGACACACCAUCCCCAUUUUAUCCACAACUCUCAUACAGCUUUUUAUCCUCCCGUCACUGGACCUGGGGACAUACCACCACAGUUUUUCCCACAGCAUCAUCUUCCCCCAACAAUAUAUGGAGAGCAAGAAAUCAUACCACUAUACGGGAUGUCCAGCUAUAUUAGCAGGGAAGAUCAGUACAGCAAACCACAGCACAAAAAACUCAAAGACAGGCAGAUUGAUCGCCAAAACCGCCUGAAUAGUCCUCCUUCAUCCAUCUACAAAAGCCAUAUAGGCAGCUGCACAACUGUAUAUAAUGGGUAUGCAAAGAGCCACAACGGAGCGAGCAGCGGAGGUGGCAGCGGCGGCGGCGGGGGAGCUCCGGCGGUGAAGAAACCAGAGCGCAGAGCAAGGAGCAGCCCAAAGUCAAACGAACAAGACCCACAUGAAUUCGAUUCAGAAACAAAGAGGGUUCAAGACAUUCUUUCUGGAAUGGAGAAACCACAGGUUACAAAUAUUCAAGCAAGAACAGUUUUGCUUUCCUGGUCACCUCCCACUGGCCUUCUGAAUGCAGAUAGACACAGCAAGGGUUUGCCUUACACCUGUACCUAUGAGGUUGCCUUAUCGGAUAAAGGGAGGGAUGGCAAGUACAAGAUAAUUUACAGUGGAGAAGAAUUAGAAUACAACCUGAAAGACCUUAGGCCAGCAACAGAUUAUCACGUCAGGGUAUAUGCAAUGUACAACUCGGUAAAGGGAUCCUGCUCAGAGCCGGUCAGCUUCACCACUCACAGCUCGGCACCAGAGUGUCCCUUCCCACCCAAACCCUCGCACAGGACCAAAAGCUCCUUAACCUUACAAUGGAAGGCACCCGUUGAUAAUGGUUCAAAAAUCACCAGCUACCUUCUGGAGUGGGAUGAGGGAAAGAGGAACAGUGGUUUCAGAGAAUGUUACUUUGGAAGCCAGAAACAUUGCAAGUUGACUAAGCUCUGUCCAGCUUUGGGUUACACCUUCCGAUUAGCAGCUCAGAAUGACAUUGGUACUAGUGGGUACAGCCAGGAGGUGGUAUGCUACACUGCAGGCAAUAUUCCUCAGACCCCUUCUGCACCAAGGCUUGUUCGAGCUGGCGUUACGUGGAUUGCAUUGCAGUGGAAUAAAGUGGAAGGAUGCACACCAGAGGAAGUGAUUUCCUACACCCUGGAAAUUCAGGAAGAAGAUAAUGAUAGCAUGUUUCGCCCAAAGUACACUGGAGAGGAGCAGGCCUGUACUGUGAAGAAUCUCAGAAGGAGCACACAGUAUAAAUUCAGGCUGUUUGCUUCUAACGUGGAAGGAAAGAGUUCUCCCAGUGAAGUGCUGGUCUGCACAACGAGCCCAGACAGGCCAGGACCUCCGACCAGACCUGUUAUUAAGGGGCCAAUAACAUCUCAUGGCUUUAGUGUGAAGUGGGAUCCACCACAGGAUAACGGUGGCUCAGAAAUCUUGAAGUAUCUGUUAGAGAUUUCUCAAGGAAGUCCAGAAGCAAAUCAGUGGGAAGUGGCAUAUAGUGGAUCAGCUACAGAAUAUACCUGUACUCACUUGAAACCAGGCACUUUGUAUAGACUCCGGGCUUGCUGUAUCAGCACUGGUGGACACAGUCAGUGUUCUGAGAGUUUACCUGUCCGUACGCUAAGUGUUGCACCGGGGCCCUGCCGGCCGCCACGAGUUUUGGGGAAGCCAAAGCACAAAGAAGUCCAGCUGCAAUGGGAUGUUCCUCCAUCAGAAAGUGGCUGUCCUGUCUCAGAGUACAGUGUAGAAAUGACAGAACCUGAAGAAGUUGUUUCUGAAGUGUAUCAUGGGCCUGAUCUGGAGUGCACUGUCAGCAACCUGCUUCCCGGAGCAACCUAUGGGUUCAGAGUGAGAGCUCUGAACGAUGGUGGGUAUGGGCCAUUUUCAGAAGCUACAGAAGUCACCACAGCAGCAGGACCACCUGGCCAGUGCAGAGCACCUUCCCUCUCCUUUGUGUCCGACACAUGCGUACUUGUGAGCUGGGAGAGUCCUGAAUGUUCUGGUGCUGACAUCUCAGAGUACAGAUUAGAGUGGGGAGAAGAUGAGGAAUCUCUGCAGCUUGUGUACAGCGGCACGGAUACUCGCUAUGAAAUCAGUGACUUAGCAGCAGCAGCACAUUACUGCUGUAGGCUACAGGCAAUUAACCAGGCAGGAGCAGGACCCUACAGUGACCUGGUGACCUGCAGGAUCCCCGCGGCUGUGCCUGACGCGGUUUCCACCCUCUCGGUGCUGGAGGAUGAGCAGGUGGAUGCCUGUCAGCACUCGCCCUCUGUGUGCCUUGUGCUGAGCUGGGAAGAGCCAUGCAAUAACGGCGCCGAGAUCACCUCCUACAACAUCGACCUGGGGGAGGUCAGCAUCCCAGUAGGAAAUGUUACAACUUACAUCAUCAACGAUUUGCUCCCAGAAACCUCAUACCGGAUCAGGAUCCAGGCUGUCAAUGAAAUUGGAGCUGGACCAUUUAGCCACUUUAUUAAAGCAAAAACCAGGCCAUUGCCACCAUUACCUCCUCGGUUAGAGUGUGCUGCAGCAGGUCCUCAGAGCCUGAAGCUGAAAUGGGGAGACAGCAGUUCCAAGCUUCAUGCUACUGAUGACAUGGUCUAUAUCUUGCAGAUAGAAGACAGAAAUAAAAGGUUUAUUCCCAUUUAUAGGGGACCGAGUCAUACCUACAAGAUACAGAGGCUGACAGAAUCCACCUGUUACUCCUUCAGAAUACAGGCAGUCAAUGAUGCUGGGGAGGGACCUUUCUCAGAGAUAUGUACCUUCUGCACGACUAAGUCAGUGCCACCUGCCAUCAAAGCUCCUCGAGUGACACAGCUGAGAGGAAACGCCUGUGAAAUCACUUGGGAAAUGGUCCCACCCAUGAAGGGAGAUCCUGUUGGUUAUAUUCUGCAGGUACUGGUUGGAAGAGAAUCUGAAUACAAGCAGGUGUACAAGGGAGAAGAGACCACAUUCCACAUCUCAGGCCUUCAAGUCAACACAGACUAUCGGUUUCGCGUCUGCGUUUGCCGCCGGUGCUUGGAUACCUCACAGGAACUCAGCGGACCUUACAGCCCAUCCGUUGCCUUCGUGCUACAGCGGAACGAGAUCAUGCUCGCAGGGGAAAUGGGAAGCAUAGAAGACCCGAAGAUCAAGAGCAUGAUUCCUACUGAUGAACAGUUUGCAGCCCUCAUCGUUCUCGGCUUUGCAACAAUGCUGCUAUGAGAUCCAAGCUUGACACCUUCCUUUAAAAACAGAACAGCACCAAAAAUCUGCUUUAAAGGAAAAAAAAAAGAUAAAAAAUGAAGGAAAAAAAAAUCCACUUUGCUGAUUGGUUUUGGAAGUUUGAAAUACAAAUGAUGCUAAUAGCAGCGAGCAGGAAGUGUAGAGAAAAGCAAUCAGUUACACUUGAUGUCAUUGCUGAUUUGUUUGGCGUCCCUCAUCAUCACACUAACAGAAUUACCUGGUCUCACCUCACGGUUACCAGAGUGUUCUGCAGCAGCUGUAAGUGAAUCUCAUGUUCUUUUAGUUUGUAUACUCUGCCAUAGUGGCUUGGCUGUCAUUCAUGUGUUGACACCAAAAGGCAGCAUCCCAGGUGUUAAACCAUUCCUCCCCUGAUUGCCCCUGCCGCUAACCCACCGCUGGCUGAUGUCUUGACUCUCCCCAGAUAUCCCUGUGCCCGCGACGGCAGGUGGUGAGUCCAACCCAAGGGCUCUCUGCUCUCCAAGAGAUCAUCAACCACCACAAAGGUAAAAUAAAACACUAAAACCCUUGAGGAAGGAGAGAGAGAUAUAUUUUUUUUAAAUUGUUCUGCCUUCUUCUUGCUGAACUUGAAAUGUUUUCUAAUCCUGUUUGUUGGCUACAGUAGCUCAGUAUUCAGUGUCACCAUUGAAAAGUGCCCUAACUGAAUGUGUAUGAACCUUAUCCUUGCACAGUUCUUUAGAUUGGAGGAAAAAAAAAAACAAUUUAAAAAAAGAAAAGAAGAAAAAAAAAAAAGAAAAAAAAAAGUUUUUACCUCACUAUGGGAACAUACAUUCCAAGCUUUUCAACUUUAAAAAGAGAAAAAUAAAAGUAAUCAUAAGUUUUCUUGUAUUGUAAAUUUUAGACUAUUUCAUAUGCAUUGUAUUAAAACUGCCAUAUCAAUUUUAAUGUAUAGAUUUUGCAAAUACCUACACUAUGUAUGUAAGACUUAACUGUAUCUGUAGUGUAUAUGUAAUAUAUUUAUGCCCAAUAAAUGUUUUAAUUCUUUCUGAUAUCAACAGAAGCUUUCUUAAUUGGAAAAGACAGCCUUCAGGUUGCCCCUUUCCAGCAGCCUGAAGCAGGAGUGAGAGGCUUGAGUUAACACAGGAUGUUUCUGAUUUGUGGUUGGAAUGGUUGAAACCUUUGCUGGUGCAGUUUAUGAAAUAAUCUUUUCUUACACAGAAUCACAGAAUAUAUCUGUCUGGAACAGACCUUGAAGAUCAUUUGGUCCAACCACUGACCCAGCACUGAAAGGUCAACACUAAGGUCAACUGUAUCCUUAACCACCAGGUCCACAGGCUGCUUGAACUCCUCCAGGGAUGGUGACUCCACCACUGCCCUGGGCAGACCACUCCAGUGUUUGAGAAGAAAAGUUUUCCUAGCAAUGAGAGGUAACCUCAUUGCUGUCUACAACUAACUGAAGGGAGGCUGUAGUCAGGUAUGGUUGGUCUCUUCUGCCAGGCAACCAGUGACAGAGCAAGAGGACACAGCCUCAAGCUGUGCCAGGGCAGGUUUAGGCACGAUGUUAGGAGGAAGUUCUUCCCAGAGAGAGUGAUUGGCAUUGGAAUGGGCUGCCCAGGGAGGUGGUGGAGUUGCCGUCCCUGGGGGUGUUCAAGAAAAGCCUGGAUGAGGCACUUGGUGCCAUGGUCUGGUUGAUUGGACAGGGCUGGGUGAUAGAUUGGACUGGAUGAUCUUGGAGGUCUUUUCCAACCUGAUUGAUUCUAUGAUUCUGUGAAUUAACCUUGAAGUUUCUGUGGUCUUUGAAUCACUGGUUUCAAACAGCUUGCAUGAAAAUCUAAGGACAGUAAAAAUACACCUAGAUCUGUUGUCUCAUUGUAAUAAGUUCUGGUCUUUCAAGGUUUAAUCUCUUCUUUCUUAAUUG
This is a messenger RNA of Pogoniulus pusillus (Red-fronted tinkerbird), 5796 nucleotides long. It is a transcript of the gene FNDC3B, whose product is annotated as fibronectin type III domain containing 3B. The record is from RefSeq and is a predicted model, not a curated record. The transcript has 27 exons. Bases 297 to 3899 code for a protein of 1200 amino acids. NCBI's taxonomy places the organism in Eukaryota, Metazoa, Chordata, Aves, Piciformes, Lybiidae. Gene Ontology annotation, molecular function: protein binding.